Molecule: messenger RNA, 2844 nt
Organism: Protopterus annectens (West African lungfish)
Lineage: Eukaryota; Metazoa; Chordata; Ceratodontiformes; Protopteridae
Gene: POU4F1
Product: POU class 4 homeobox 1
Exons: 2
Coding region: 259-1359 (366 amino acids)
Biological process (GO): regulation of transcription by RNA polymerase II
Molecular function (GO): RNA polymerase II cis-regulatory region sequence-specific DNA binding; DNA-binding transcription factor activity, RNA polymerase II-specific
Source: RefSeq, a predicted model, not a curated record
ACAUCUCGCGAGCAGUCCAGCUUAAGAAACGAGAUCUGGGGCUCAGGUGUAAGAGCGCUCUUCAGACCAGCAUCAGGAUGUAGUAGCACGGAGAUCAGGGAGGUUGGAGGACUAGAAGCGCACAAAGUGGUACAAACGCCGCGGUCUCAACAGUAGGAGCUGCAGCAUCAGUUUCAGCACUCGUAGCAGGUGACGCUGUAGUAGGACCACUUUUCUUUACUUUUGGAUUGUUUGGGUUUUCGUGCAAAGUCUGUAAAGAUGAUGUCCAUGAACAGCAAGCAACCCCAUUUUGCCAUGCACCCAACCCUAUCUGAGCCUAAAUACACAUCGUUGCACUCCAGCUCUGAAGCCAUCCGAAGAGCCUGUCUAGCAACUCCACCGUUACAGAGUAACAUCUUCGCAAGCCUAGAUGAAACUCUCCUGGCCCGAGCCGAGGCGCUGGCUGCAGUGGACAUCGCAGUGUCUCAGGGCAAGAGCCAUCCUUUUAAGCCAGACGCCACCUACCAUACCAUGAACAGUGUGCCUUGCACGUCAACUUCCACCGUGCCCUUGGCCCACCACCACCAUCAUCAUCACCAUCAUCACCAGGGCUUGGAACCCGGGGAUCUGCUGGACCACAUCACCUCGCCCUCCCUUGCUUUGAUGACUGGAGGCCAUGAAGGAGCCGGAGGAGGUGGUGGAGGAGGGGGUGGUGGGGGACUGAUCUCCACUUCGGCCCAUCCGCACUCUCACAUGCAUGGAUUGAGUCACCUGUCACACCAAGCUGCCAUGAACAUGACCUCUCCAAUAACUCACCAUGGGCUAGUUGCCGGCCAUCAUGGAUCACUUGCUCAGGCCACGGUGACAGCUGUCGGUGCCGGCCUGCCCUCAAUCAGCGACACGGACACUGACCCAAGGGAGCUAGAGGCCUUCGCUGAGAGAUUUAAACAGAGGCGGAUCAAGCUCGGUGUAACCCAGGCAGACGUAGGCUCGGCCCUAGCCAAUCUCAAAAUUCCGGGAGUGGGGUCUCUUAGCCAGAGCACCAUAUGCAGGUUCGAAUCCCUCACCCUCUCUCACAAUAAUAUGAUUGCCCUCAAACCAAUUUUACAAGCCUGGCUAGAAGAGGCUGAAGGGGCCCAAAGGGAAAAAAUGAACAAACCCGAUCUUUUCAACGGUGGGGAAAAGAAACGUAAAAGAACGUCCAUUGCUGCACCAGAGAAACGCUCUCUUGAAGCUUAUUUUGCGGUGCAGCCCCGUCCCUCUUCCGAAAAGAUAGCAGCAAUCGCAGAAAAAUUGGACUUGAAAAAGAAUGUGGUGAGAGUAUGGUUUUGUAAUCAGAGACAGAAACAAAAACGGAUGAAAUUUUCAGCCACAUACUAAAAGACUACAGAUUGCUUUGAUGAGGGGGGUACUAUUUUGAGGACCAAUGAACAAUAACAAAAUUAGACAUUCAAAAGUCCUCCCUGCUUUGGGGAGGCCUAAAAGGACAAGUAAACAAGUGUUGGCGACGACGAUGAUGAAAAGAAAUCAUCGAUUCUUAAGAGGCUUCAUGAUUUCUGUGUUAUUUUCACGUUAUUUGUGAAUGUGAAGUAUGCAAAUCGCAGGUAAUUCAACGUGCCCCGUUUCGCUGCUGCUGUUGCUUGAACAGUGCAGUAGAAGAUAAACUGAUAGAGCCAAUUUGGCCAAAUCCUCCCCCAGCACUGCUGAGAUUGGGAUAGUCGAUUGGCCACGUCCUGUUAGAAAAAGCAACUUUGCGGGUGGCACUGUUGACGAAGCUCAGUUAUAUUGUCUGAAGGAGAUUAAUUUUCUCCUUUUACUAUAUUUAAUUCAGCCUGUGAGCAGCAAUUCAGAAAAGAAAUUAGGGUUAUACCUCAUUUAUUGUUUUACCUUUCCACCAUCUGUCAGCAAUGUAAUGAUUUAACGCUUAUACUGGAUUGGAAGGAUUUCUGUGUGGCAACUGCAAGUCCCCUGUAGCGGGUAUUCAUUGUCUUUUGAACAAUGUUUUAGAAUAAGAUACCACCUAUUAGAAUGAAGGGCUGAAUUAGAAUUAUUGCAAUGUAUUGGAUUGAUUUACAGUUUAUAUGAGUGCAUUAUACAGCCCUUAAAAGCAAAUCGAACAAAAAUAUAACGACCCCAAUCUAAAGACAAAAAUACAAUGUUGAACUGAUACCUAUUCCAGAGGUAUGCAUGUUAGAAACUGAAUUAUCAUUCAUUGUACGUAUUAAACGUUGAUUGUCAGCACUGUUACAUUUUUGAUAUUUGCACUAAAAGUUUAUUUCCCGAUUUGAUACUUUCUUAUACUUUAAAAUGGUUAUGGUUUCCGUAUAUGUAAAUCAGAGAUCAUCGUAUACUACCAUAAUGAAUUUAUCUUGUACGUCUGAAUACAUUCAUUGGCUUACUGGGGAUAUUAAAUAUUAACGUCCAGGUAAUGCAUGAUUGAAAGAAGGCACAAAACCCAAGAUAAAAGCAAAACGAUCAAGUGGUUUCCCGAGUAUUGUUUGCAACGCAAACAUUCUAUGCAUUUGAUAAUAAUUGAGCACUGAUUAGAAUAGCUUUGUAGAUCUUUGUGGAUAGUGUAAUCUCACUGUUUACUGCCUGUUCUCACUGAAGAAACACAAAUAUCUGGUAUUGUAUAAAAUGGGUGUAAAUAACAUUUUCUUUUGUGCACAACGAUGUUUACAAACACUAACCACGUGUGCAACGUAUACACCUAAAAUGUCUGAUUCAUUAAGUCGUCCUGUAUGUUUUUUGAACUUUAUCUUUUGUUGAGUCAUUAUUGUUUAUUUAUGCUAAUUUAUUUCUGUAAGCCAAAUACAGCAGGGGGAUGUGUCCCAGCACUCCUAAAAUAAAAUAAACUUAAUAACA